GACACUAAUCAAAACUGAAAUAUGCAGCACCUUUCUAGGUAAGCAUCUUUCUAGGUAAGCAUCUUGUUUUUCCUGGAGUUAAUGAUUGUCUUGAUUUUUAUUCCCUUAGUUUUCUGUGUAUUUGUCAAUGAUUAAACCCUGAGUACUGCUGUAGUUGUGUGGAUCCCUUCUCAAAUCUUAGAAACACACUUGCUAUUCUACCAGUAGAGACCUAUCUUCAAUUCCAGUGUGAACUGGUUGCAUAAUUGUCAUUUGGGGAACUCCCACCAUCAGCCUUGGAUUCCUUUCCACAAACACGGGAUCUAAGCCAAGAUGUAAUAAUGACUGAACAGUCACUUGGCUGGGUCUGCAAGUUAUAUUUCAUUCUUCAUCCUCCCUCUUUGUCCUUGUAAUGGACAAAGAGGAGUUAUGGCUUUAUUAUUUACCUGUUUUAUUAGGGAUAACAUAACAUGCAUACAGUGCACUAAUCCUAAAUUUACAGCUUAAUGAUUUUUUAAUGUAUGUAUACAUUCAUGUAAUCAUCACUCAAAUCAAGAUAGAGACCAUUGCCUUACACUGUAAGGUCCCUGCAUGUCCUUUCAAGUCUAUAUCCACCACCUGUAAUCACUGUUUUCAUUUCUAUCAUCAUAGACUAGUUUUGCCUUUUCUCAACUUUGUUUCUGUAGACUCAUGUAGGGUGUAGUCUCUAUGAAAUCAUCUGUAUCUGGCUUUUGCUCAAAGAAUUGGUGAGCUUCAUUGGUGUUGCAGGCACCAGUUUUUUGUUUUUAAUUCCUGUGCAUUAUUGUGUAACUAUAUUACUAUUUAUCCCUUCUCCUGUGGGUGGACAUUUGCAUUGGUUCAAGUUUCUGACUUUUGUGAAUGAAGCUGCUUUGAAUAUGUCGUCCAUGUUUUUAGUGUGUAUAGUCAUUCAUUUAGGUAUAUACCGCCAAGUGAAAUUGCUGGGUCGUAGAGUGGGUGCAUGUUUAUUUAGCGUUAGUAGAAAUUGCCAAUUUUCCAAAAUGGCUAUACCAUUUUUCAUUUGCACCAGCAAAAUAUGAGAGUUCUAAUUGCUGUCUCCCCAACACCUGUGGGUCUUUCCAGUUUUAGCUGUAUGAUAAAAUAUAGUCAUGUUGUGGGUUUUAGUUUCAUUUCCCUGAGGGAAUAGUGUGUGACACAUCUUUUCACAUGCCUUUUAAAUACCUCUUUUAUCAAUUACCUGUUCAUGCCUUAUUUUAAUAAAAAGAAUGGCUUUACCUUUUUAAUAAUCUUGUUAGAGUCAUUUUAAUGGAGGUUUAGAAGGGACCAGGGCUGUCUGGGUAUGAGUAACCUACCACCUUUAACUGGAAGUCAGGUAACUUUAUCCAAAUAUCAUUCAAAUAUUUUUCCUCAUUUCUGUCCUCCAUUGUGUGUCAACCUCAUGUUUAGUUAUUUGGAUAUAAUCUGGAUUUAUAUUAUAGUGAAGUUUAGAAUGAGACUCUGGAUCCAACCUUAAAGACAUAUGAUAGGAAACUCUGAGCAGCAGCUGUAUUCUGACUUACUCUCUUCUGUCUUUAAUUAAACAUCUCUAGGACCAAGCGCAUUACUACCUGUCCCUGUGGCAGGUGCGUUCUGAGCGCUUUCUCUGUGUCGCGGCAGAUAGGAGCGGAGGGAGGACCCCGGUGAGCAGGACGGCGGCCGGGCUCCUGUCCGCGAGAUACAUUCAGGUAGGAGGAACGCAUGACAGACAUGGAGGAAGAGCCGCAAAAUGGAGAAUCUGCUGAAAUUAAGAUGAUAAAGGAAGCCUACCACAAGGCCUUUGUGUAUGUUGACAGGGGCCUGACUACGGAUGAAUCAGGGAGGAAGGAGGAAGCAAAGAACUACUACAAGCAAGGAAUAGGGCACCUCCUCCGGGGGCUCAGCGUCUCCCCCGCGGAGCCUGAGCGCGCGGGGCCCGGCUGGGAGCUCGCGGGGCAGAUGCAGCAGCAGAUGCGGGGCGCCCUGCAGAACGUGCGCGCCAGGCUGGAGAUUCUGGAGAAGGGCCUGGCCCCUUCCCUCCGGGGCGAGCUGCGGGAGGCGCCCAGGCUGUGCCCGGAAUUUCCGCCCAAAGACACGCCGGCCGCGAGCCCCGCGCCGCCACCCGUCAGCGCCCCGCCUCAGCCCGCCGACGGGGGCGCCCCCGCGCCGGCCGCCCGCGCACAGACGCCCCCCUGCCCCGGCCCCGCGGAGGCGCCGCCCGCCUACACGCCCCAGGCCGCCGAGGGCCACCACACCGUGUCGUACGGCGCCGCGCCCGGGGAGCUCGCGGUCGGAGCGGGCCUCUGCGGGAGCCGCGCGCAGCCGCCGCCCCUGGAGGCGCUCGGGCCGGACGCCGACGAGCUCCUGCUGAUCCCCAGCGGGGUGCAGAUCUUCUUCGUGAACCCUGCCGGGGAGGUGAGCGCCCCCUCCUACCCCGGGUACCUUCGGAUCGUGAGGUUCUUGGACGGGUCUCUGGACGCGGUGCUCGGCCGUCCGCCCGGGCUGCUGCAGGUUUGUGACUGGUUGUAUCCUCUAGUUCCUGAUAGAUCUCCAGUUCUUAAAUGUACUGUGGGAGCCUACAUGUUUCCUGAUACAAUGUUACAAGCGUCUGGAUGCUUCGUGGGGGUCGUUCUGUCUUCUGAAUUACCAGAAGAUGAUAGAGAACUCUUCGAAGAUCUAUUACGACAAAUGUCUGACCUUCGGCUCCAGGCCAACUGGAACCGGGCAGAGGGGGAAGAUGAAUUCCAAAUCCCAGGAAGAGAAAGAUCCUCCUGGGACCAACUGAAGGAAGCCAGUGACACCGAUGUGAGAGAGUUGGGCCCUUCAUUGGACCAGGAUAGUAAAGAUGUACGUCAUAAAGGAAAACGGGGGAAAAAGGCUAAAGGUACGUCAAGUGAAGAAGUCGAUCUGAGCCACAUUGUACCCUGUGAACCAGUUUCAGAAGAAAAGACAAAGGAGUUACCUGAGUGGAGUGAGAAAGUGGCCCAGAACAUUUUGUCAGGUGCUUCCUGGGUGAGUUGGAGUUUAGUCAAAGGUGCUGAAUUUACUGGCAAAGCCAUCCAGAAAGGUGCUUCUAAACUGCGAGAACGGAUUCAACCAGAAGAAAAACCAGUGGAAGUCAGUCCCGCAGUGACCAGGGGCCUUCACAUAGCAAAGCAGGCUACAGGCGGGGCCGCGAAAGUCAGCCAGUUCCUAGUUGAUGGAGUUUGCACUGUGGCCAAUUGUGUGGGCAAGGAGCUAGCGCCACACGUCAAGAAGCAUGGAAGCAAACUGGUUCCAGAAUCUCUUAAGAAAGACAGAAAUGGGAAGUCUGCCCUGGAUGGUGCUAUGGUCGUAGCAGCAAGUAGUGUUCAAGGAUUUUCGACUGUCUGGCAGGGAUUGGAAUGUGCAGCUAAAUGCAUUGUUAACAAUGUUUCAGCAGAAACUGUACAAACUGUCAGAUACAAAUACGGGCAUACUGCGGGGAACGCAACACAUGAUGCAGUAGAUUCUGCCAUCAAUGUUGGUGUGACUGCCUAUAAUAUUGACAACAUUGGCAUCAAAGCCAUGGUGAAGAAAACUGCCAAGCAAACAGGGCACACUCUCCUUGAGGACUAUAAAAUAGUUGAUAAUUCCAAGGGGAAAAAUGAAGCAGAAGCAAACGUAAACAUCAAAGAGAAGGAUGAGCGGACCGAAGAACCAGAGAAGAAUGAGGCAAAGAAGAAAGAUAAAUGACAGAAGGGCCGUGAGUCGCCUAUACCAAAGCCUUACAAGAUGGACGCAAUUUUGUUAAAUAAGCUUAUGUGGAAUUCCCCACAAAUUAACUAGUAUUUUUUUAAUGUAUUCAUUCCUACAUAGCGACUGUUUCAUGUAUUUUACUUAUAUAAGAAUCAGUAUUCUUGCAUCUGGCCUUUAGAAAUACAGAGGUAUAUUCUCAGUAAGUUUAUUUUUUUCUCAAUGUGCCUACAAUAUUUUGCAGAUAAAAUAAGACUAUACAAGUGCUGUAAACCUCAUUAAACCUAAUGUUAAACUAUUUUUGUAUUUGUGAUCUUUCAGAACAAAGUUGGAAAUUAUGUAUUUACAUAAAAUUUGGCAUUUAGUAACUAACCUUAGUUCUGUUAGUAAUGGGAAGGUAUAAUUUGUCUCCUGUUUCUGCACAAAUUGUCGAUUUUUUUAGGUUCUUGUCAUAAUUUUCAGUGUGUAAGCCAAACAGAAACUAAGAAUUCUUAGGUAACAUUUAAAAGAUGUUCAAAACAGAUUAGACUAAUAAAAUGAGGCUUUAUAAAAUUAAGUUGGGUAGUCUUUCUGAUUUAAAAUGAAUACAAAUAGAUUUUUAAGUCUUCUGGAUUUAGACUGGUAUUAAUCUAUUAGGAGUCUAGGUAAUUCGGGGGUGUGAAUUGUAUUAAAAUUUGAAGUAAUUGUCAUCAGCUUAAUUGGAUAAGAAAGUAAAGAAAUCAUUUCACCAUAUCUACUUCUGUAAGUGCUCCCAAAAGGCUAACACUUUGUAAAGACUAAAAUAUAAACAGAAUGGAGUUUACAGAUGGUAAAUAUAUUUUUAUUUUGGAUUCAGUCAUUGGAAUAUUGGGAAAGGUUUUAUUCAUAAACAAGGGAAAGAAUGUGAAGAUUUAGGGGUUAAUCCAUAGUUGGUGGGUAUAACAGCUUUCCCUUUGAUAGAAGACGACAUUUGCAGACCUAUGUGCUAUAAAUAAUGUAAGUAAAUGCCUAAUGGGAUUUUACUUCUGUCUACUGAUUUUAAGAGGUUGUAUUGGUUUUCAUAUCUAUCAUCCAUUCUAAUAUUUCAGAACCUCUAAUGGCUACUUAGUUUAUUAGACUUUAUUUGAAAUUGCCUAAAGAAUGUACUUGAUGAAUAAACUGUCUCUAAAUGACUUGAAUUACUUGGC
Messenger RNA from Manis javanica (Malayan pangolin), 4853 nucleotides. The record is from RefSeq and is a predicted model, not a curated record. Lineage: Eukaryota; Metazoa; Chordata; Mammalia; Pholidota; Manidae.